Molecule: messenger RNA, 492 nt
Organism: Aspergillus ruber CBS 135680
Lineage: Eukaryota; Fungi; Ascomycota; Eurotiomycetes; Eurotiales; Aspergillaceae
Exons: 1
Coding region: 158-430 (90 amino acids)
Biological process (GO): transmembrane transport
Molecular function (GO): transmembrane transporter activity
Source: RefSeq, a predicted model, not a curated record
CAGAGACCGAAGAACGAUUGCCCGAAGCUAAUAUAAUGAUUCUGAAAUAGCCUACACUGUCGCAUGCGAUGGAGCACACAUUCUUUUGCUGGGAUGGUCAUAGCGUGACUUUUCUUAGGCGUGAGAGCAUGUAUGUUUUCUCUUCUGUUGGGCUUUCAUGCCAUUGACUGACAGGACAACCCAAAAAACCUUCUACAAUGGUCGGCACGUUAUCAACGACUUUUACCACGCUGAAGACCGAAGCACUCCCAUGAUAUUGUCCUUUGUGGCUGCUCUCUUUGGAAUAGCACUAGCUCUGUUGUUGUCAAGCAUUAUUGUGUACCACACUACAUGGCGCUGGAUUUAUUACUCACAUGCUAUUGUGCCGGGGGUGUUUGUCAUUUUAGCACUUUUCUUUUCACAAACCUAUGAGUGUAGUCUUUUAAGCUAGAGAGCCAAAGUGUUAAAUGCAUACUAUGAAAAGCUUGAGGCUGGUGGUCAUCAUAGAGUCAU